ACAAUGUUUGGGUGGAACCUUGUAUUGUAAUAGAUAUUACAACCCUAAUUUUUAAUACAAUCUAUCCUGUAUUAUUUUAUGCUGAAUAAAAACAGUGUAUAAGGCUGUAUUGUACUCUCCCUCUCACCCAAACUUCUUCAUUUUCCCGUUCAGCCAUCGAUUCUCUGGCCGAUUUGGCCUGGAUUUCUCGGUGAAGAGGUUCUCUGGCAGAUCGAUCUCUCAGAUUCAUUUCUCAGUGAAAAGCAACUUCAUCUUCUCUAGCAUAUCAAUGUCUCAGAUUCAUUUGACCAGGUGUGCCGUCCGCUGCUAGUAGACGCUGCUCGAUUCUUCUCCGUACAACCCAGAAAGAGCCGAGGUUCUGCUAUUUUGCUCUAGGUGAAUAUGGAUAUUGGAGGUAGUAGUGACCAAGUUUAUAGCGAUAAAAGUUCUAGGCGUACGUGGAGUAAAUUUGAAGAAGAUGCAUUGCUGAAUAUUCUUGAAGAUGUUCUGGUGAAAGGCGGCAAUAGAUGUGAUAAUGGAACUGUUAGACCCGGGACAUGGAAGGAGAUAGAAAAGGCAUUGAAUGUCUUGAUUCCCAGCAGUGGUAUAAGAGCUAGUCCACACAUCGAGAACAAAUAUCGAAUGUUGAAGAAGCAAUAUAGUAUAGUCUUCGACAUGCUCAACACUAGUGGCUUUUCUUGGAACGAUGUAAAAAAAUGUGUGCAGGUUGAUAGUGAUGAGGCUUGGUUGACAUAUACUCAGAAUAUUAAGGAUGCUAAGGGAUGGAGAAACAAACCUUUUCCUAUGUAUGAGAGACUAGCUAAUAUUUUUGGAAAAGAUAGAGCAACCGGAAAAGGAGCAGAAGCACCAGCAGACAUGGUUGAGAAUAUGAACAUAGAAGCUGAAGAAGAGACUGACGAUUCUAGGUCAGUAAAUCAGAAUCUUUCUUCACCUAGAGGUCGAAGAAAGAGAUCUAGAUCAGAUGAUGAUGGUAUGAAGGAGAUUGCUUCAACGUUCAAAACAAUGUUUGAACAUUCAAUCGAGCAAAUGAGGUUGAUGGUGCAAGGGACUACUAAUGAUAAGGAGUUGGCUAAGGAGUUGAAAUCGAUGGGACUUUCAGUUGAUGAUCAACUUGAUGCAUUGACGUACAUGUUGAAGAAGCCAGAAUAUGUAGCAACCUUCAAGUCAAUAGAUGGAGAAAUUCGAGAGGCUUUUGUGACAAGAGUUCUCAGAGAAGUUAGAUCAAGUCGUUGAUGGAGAACUUUGGUUUUAAUGGUUGAACUUUAAUUUGGUCGGUUGAACUUUGAUUUGGUCGGUUGAACUUUAGUUUUAUUGGUUGAACUUUAAUUUGGUCGGUUGAACUUUGGUUUUAUUGGUUGAACUUUGAUUUGGUCGGUUGAACUUUGACGGUGCUACAAGGUUUAUUUUAGUUAUGUAAACUUUAUUUUUAAAAAAAAAAAAAAAAUUGGUUACUUUUUUAUGACAA
Molecule: messenger RNA, 1465 nt
Organism: Cannabis sativa
Lineage: Eukaryota; Viridiplantae; Streptophyta; Magnoliopsida; Rosales; Cannabaceae
Exons: 4
Coding region: 382-1233 (283 amino acids)
Source: RefSeq, a predicted model, not a curated record